Arabis nemorensis is the source of this 357-nucleotide messenger RNA. The record is from the annotation of a GenBank genome assembly. NCBI's taxonomy places the organism in Eukaryota, Viridiplantae, Streptophyta, Magnoliopsida, Brassicales, Brassicaceae.
AUGUUGAAUGGAAGCGGCUCUUCUCGCGGUAGGGGUCAAUAUUAUAUCGGCGCUAUAUCCCAUAUAAAUGUUUGGAACCCUUCGGGAGUUCAAGCUGCCGACUACACCUCUGCACAAAUUUGGCUGCUUGGUGAACUCUCAGAUGUAUUUGAAAGCAAAGAAGCUGGUUGGAUGGUGAAUCCAAAGGUUUUCGGAGACAACUGCACACGGCUCUUCACCUACUGGACAGUAAAAAGAUGCAUACAAGAAAACAGGUUGUUUCGACCUCUUAUGCUCAGGCUUCGUGCAAACAAGUACUCAUUUAUCCCUACCUUGCAUGACCAAUAUGACAUGACCGAUACGGGAACUGGUGGCUGA